Ipomoea triloba (trilobed morning glory) is the source of this 748-nucleotide messenger RNA. RefSeq names its product DNA-directed RNA polymerase II subunit 4. Gene Ontology annotation, cellular component: P-body; RNA polymerase II, core complex. The transcript has 3 exons. Bases 104 to 520 code for a protein of 138 amino acids. The record is from RefSeq and is a predicted model, not a curated record. NCBI's taxonomy places the organism in Eukaryota, Viridiplantae, Streptophyta, Magnoliopsida, Solanales, Convolvulaceae. Gene Ontology annotation, biological process: positive regulation of translational initiation; mRNA export from nucleus in response to heat stress; transcription initiation at RNA polymerase II promoter. Gene Ontology annotation, molecular function: translation initiation factor binding; nucleotide binding.
GUGUUUACUGUUAUAUAUACUCCGAUAGUCCGAUCCAUGUUCGCAGAAUUGUAGGUUGAUACUUGAAUACUUGAUAGUGCCAAACAUAACGCUUUGUCUCAAGAUGUCAGUAGAAGAGGAGGAGAACGCCGCGGAGCUUAAAAUCGGAGAUGAAUUUCUCAAGGCAAAGUGUCUGAUGAACUGUGAGGUUUCUUUGAUUCUUGAACACAAGUAUGAGCAGAUUCAGCAGAUGUCUGAGGAUCCAACAAAUCAAGUUUCCCAAGUGUUUGAGAAGUCACUUCAAUACGUGAAGCGUUUCAGCCGGUACAAGAACCCUGAUGCUGUCAGACAAGUUCGAGAAAUCCUGAGUAGAUAUCAGCUUGCUGAAUUCGAGCUUUGUGUUCUGGGAAACCUUUGCCCAGAAACCGUUGAGGAAGCGAUUGCCAUGGUCCCGUCCAUUAAGAACAGAGGGCGUUCACUGGACGAUGAGGCAAUUGAGAAGAUGCUAAAUGACCUGUCAUUGAUAAAGAAAUUUGAGUAGAGCACCUUCUCCAUUUGUUCAGUUGGUUUGCCAUAUUUAGACUGUACCUCUCAUUUUAAAUGUUCAUUGUGUAUGGUUUCACAGUAUUUUAUUGCAAUUACCUUUAUGAAUGUUAUGUUCUUAGUAGCUUAUUAAGCUAAUUAGUUCAGUAAAUAGUACUGCAUUUAGGAGAAAAAAUUAAGAUUCAAAAGUGGGCAGAUUCUUUCUGUGCACCAGCAUUUGACUCUA